This is a messenger RNA of Salmo salar (Atlantic salmon), 925 nucleotides long. The record is from RefSeq and is a predicted model, not a curated record. NCBI's taxonomy places the organism in Eukaryota, Metazoa, Chordata, Actinopteri, Salmoniformes, Salmonidae.
GUGUCUGUGGUAACUAGGGACGACCAACAAUCACCUUCCACCGCAGAAUGAGAAAAAUUAUAGAUUUUACUUCUGAUUUAUGUAUUUUCUAUUUAAUAAAAGUGCACAUUUCAUGCGAUUAUUUAUUCAAACAUUAUAAAGCAAAAAAAAUGUUUUACCAAAACUACAUAUCUGGUAUUCGCCCACUUAGUGAAUGUAGCAUGUCGUUGCCAUAGUUACAGCGUUUCGUCUGGAGCCAGGCAGAGGGAUUGUUGACAUGGGAAGUUGUCAAGCUUUCCACAACAAUAAAUAGCUAGCCAGCUAGAUAACAAUGCCGCAUGUCACAUGCAACGGGACUUUGAUCCUUUGAAAGUGUUUACAGAAACUUGCAAGUUUUUAUAGAAACUGUCAAAGAAAAAUGGCAGACAUUCUCAAACACUCAGAUGAGCUUGGAAACGUUUUAGUCCAGGUCCAGGAUGAUUUGAGACAGCUGAAGCGUAGUCUUGGCCGUAUCACCUUCCAGGAGAAGGGAGAAUCCGUGGACCUCCAGGCUUUGGACACUGCCAUCCGCAGGACAGAGAGUGGGAUCAGGAGGCGUGCAGAGCAGUUUCAGAAGACAGUCAAUAGGCAGGUACUGAUACUUCCCAGCAUUGAAGACCUAGAGAAGAAGAAGGCAGAUGUACAGAUUCCCAAAUGGAGGCCCCCUCUGGAGAGUAUCCCACGCAUGCAUCAUCAGAGAGGUCAGAGUGUGGGGGCUUCACCUGGGGAGAAGCACAAGGCAGCGUUGGCCAUGCGUCUGCUGUAUAAUCCAAUUCAUCCAAAGAACAGGACUCUGAUGCACCAAAACUAUGGAAUUCAGCUUCCUGGUCUACGUAAGAGAUCGGCUACGAUAGUGAGUAAAACCUGAGUAAAUUACAAUAGAUCUUCCCAUGCUCUACCCUGCAUU